AACGAACUGUACGAGCGCUUUGCGAUGCAUGUCGCCAUGGCACGUUUUUGGUCACUUAUUCUACUGUGGCCCGUCGCCGGAUUUGAUCUUGGCGGCCUGCUGUCGACUCAACAUGCCGUUGAUGAGCUUACGGAUCGGACCUUUUCGCAGCAUAUGAAGGACCAUCCUGUCACGGCGAUUUUGUUCUACGCGCCCUGGUGCUUUUUCUCUCAGCAGGUCAUGCCCGCGUGGGACCAGGCAGCGCAGAAGCUGGAGAUCCACGAUCCGCCCAUCCGCCUGGCGAAGGUGGACACCAGCAGAUAUGCGUCCGUGGGGGAGGAGAACGAGAUCCACGAGUACCCCACGAUGAAGCUCUUUGUGGAUGGCACUGUCUUCAGCUACGACGGGCAAGGCCGUGGGUGGCAACAGAUCGUGAAAUGGGUGAAUCGGCACUUGGAGCGCGACCAUGUGCUCAAAUCAGUGGAGGAUGCGGAGACCUACUUGCACGACAACGAGCUUGCAGUGGUCGGGCUUUUUCCCGACGGAUUCGACAGCAGCAGCUUCGUGAAGGCGGCCACGCACUACGAUGACAUUGUCUUUGCAGAGGCCAGGGGCCAGGCCAUUGCCACCGAGAUCGCCGACCACCUCGGCAGGCACGCGCGCCUGCUCUGCGAGACAAUUACAGUGGGUCAGAGCAGCUCAAGUAGCAAGGAGGUCACUCUUCCCCGUGACGACCUGCACUGCGACGGCUCUCCCAGGAAUCCACAACGCCCAGAGUGGACCGACAAGUUCGAGGUCGCCGUGCAAGGCAAGACCCUGACGGUGAAACGAACUGACCAGUCUGCCGGCUGGGGUCAACUGAUUCAGAUCAAGUGCUGUGACGACGAGAAGAAGGUGGAGAAGGAGCAUCCAAAGUUUCCGGUGCCAUCUGUGGUGAUGUUCUUCCCUUAUGACGAGCGUUACGCAAUUUUCGAGGGCGAUCUCACAAACUACCAUGCGCUGGACAAGUUCAUCAAUGGCAGACGCACGCCCACUGUGAUGCGUAUGGACCAAGACGCAGCAGAGAAGAUUUUUAGUGCCAACCCGGACAACGUGCCGGCACUGAUCUUCAUCACUGACAGUGCUGACAGUGCAGAAGAGAAAGUGUUCAGAGAGGCAGCCAUGAAGCUUCGGGGCCGCGUGCACGCCUGCAUUUCCGGCACAUCCUCGUUGAUGGAGCGGCGCGUGGUGGAGAUGGUCGGCGACGGGCAGCCUCCGCUGCUGGCGCUCGUGGAGGUCCCAAGCUAUGAGAGCACCAGGGGUCAGUACCACGUCCCCAGGAAGUAUCGACUGCCACUUGGAGGAGCCACGUCAGAGAAAAUCGUGGGCUUCGUGUCCGACUUUGAGGGUGGCAGACUGAAGCCUUGGCUGAAGAGCGAGGCGGAGCCUUCGGCCGAGGACAUGAAAGUGGCUGUGGUGCCACUUGUGGGCACCACCUUCACGGCCGGGGUUGAAGAUGAGAGCAAGGAUGUUUUGGUAGACUUCUUUGCUCCUUGGUGCGGCCAUUGCCGAAAGUUUGAGCCGCUCUACAAGGAGCUUGCCAAGAACUUGAGACACGUGAAGUCCCUCAAGAUCGCCAAGAUAGACGCCACCCGGAACGAGGUUGAGGGCGUGCAAAUCACUGGCUUCCCUACAAUCAUUCUCUUCCCUGCCGGCAAGUUGCCAAAGCGGCACGUUAUGUACCAUGGCAGCCGUCAGCCAGAAGACAUGAUUGCCUGGCUGCAAAGAGAGUGCAGCAUCAAGUUCGACGCGAAGCCGCCGCCGGUGAAGGAGGGCGCUGAAGCUGCGGAAAGCGGCCUACUGGACCCCGAUGAAGAGGAUUUGUGAGCCGGUGCAUCGCAGAACAAGAUCGUAUGUUCUCCGGCAAAGAUCUGGACUCAGGAGGUUCAUGUCACGUG
Effrenium voratum is the source of this 1916-nucleotide messenger RNA. The record is from the annotation of a GenBank genome assembly. NCBI's taxonomy places the organism in Eukaryota, Dinophyceae, Suessiales, Symbiodiniaceae.